This is a messenger RNA of Ixodes scapularis (black-legged tick), 455 nucleotides long. RefSeq lists its product as uncharacterized. The coding region runs from base 119 to 451 and encodes 110 amino acids. Gene Ontology annotation, biological process: sodium ion transport. The record is from RefSeq and is a predicted model, not a curated record. Lineage: Eukaryota; Metazoa; Arthropoda; Arachnida; Ixodida; Ixodidae. Gene Ontology annotation, cellular component: membrane. Gene Ontology annotation, molecular function: sodium channel activity. The transcript has 4 exons.
CAGGCGUGCCGGGACAUCUGCGCGCAGUUGAAGGUGACGGCAGCCUGUGGCUGCCAGUCCCACGACUACGUCAUCCUCGACCGGAGCCUGGCCGACAUCUGCGACGAAGACGACGAUAAUGCUAACGCCUGCAUCGAGGGAGUGGCGUCCAAGAUCUGUGGCUCUGAUUGCCCGUGCCUCGAGAGCUGCAGGAGCGUCACGUACGGCAGAACCGGCAGCUCCCUCCGCUGGACCGGCGACGUGCUGCAGCAACCUGGUGCUUCCGAGGACAGCGAGGGGUAUGUAUUCACUUCCCUUAAAUUGCUUUUGCCGCAAGGAACUGGCUCGCACGACAGCGUUUCCGCUGUGUUGCACUGCGAUAUUUUUGACGUGGAACUACGUCGUUCUCCUCGCUUGGAAGGGGGUUCAAAGUUGGAAGAUCAAUGUCACGAAAACUUGGUCACGGACGUGACGUC